This is a messenger RNA of Cucumis sativus (cucumber), 1431 nucleotides long. Its product is annotated as phosphatidylinositol transfer protein 3. NCBI's taxonomy places the organism in Eukaryota, Viridiplantae, Streptophyta, Magnoliopsida, Cucurbitales, Cucurbitaceae. The coding region runs from base 261 to 1115 and encodes 284 amino acids. The record is from RefSeq and is a predicted model, not a curated record. The transcript is spliced from 6 exons.
ACCUAAGAGACUAAAAGAAAAAAGAAAAAAACAAAACGGAAGCUUCAUGACGAUUACCCGAGGGAGAAAUCCGGUUUAACCGCUGGAGACGGCGCGUAUAACAACACGCAUUUAAUUAACUCGUCUUCUUCUUCUUCUACUUCGUCUUCUUCUUCUUCUUCAACUCUGUUGAAAUGGAGACUCACACAGCAAGGGAGAUCUAGUACUAUUACAAGUUCCUCUCUCUCUCUCUCUCUCUCAAAUCACACUCUCUUUCAUUCAUGGCGACUCACCAUUCGACUCCUCUACAGCCCAACGGAAAGUCAAUGGAAAACUCAGAGUGGACGACGGAGGAGGAGGAGGAGGAAGAAGAUGACUUCAAGGAGUGUGUUGAAGAAUCGAAUGGUUCUUUAACGCCUGUGAUCAAUGAUACCUUGGAUUGGAAUGAUGUUGAGAAACAGAAGGUUGCGAUCAUGAGAGCUUUUGUUGAAAAGGAAGACUCCUCUGCUAAGGAUGUAGAUGACUUCAUGAUCCGAAGGUUUUUACGAGCUCGUGAUUUAGACAUAGAGAAGGCUUCUGCCAUGUUUCUGAAGUAUUUGAGCUGGAGAAGAUCUGCUAUUCCUAACGGAUUUAUAUCACCGUCAGAGAUAUCAACCAAUCUUUCUCACAACAAGCUGUUUAUGCAAGGUGUUGAUAAGAAGGGACGUCCAAUUAUAGUUGGCUAUGGUAACAGGCAUAAACAGGGAAACAUAGAAGAGUUUAUUCGUUAUGUAAUCUUUGUUCUAGAGCAAAUAAGUUCCAGGAUGCCAAGUGGGCAGGAAAAGUUUGUGUGUAUUGGUGACCUUCAAGGAUGGGGAUACUCUAACAGUGAUAUUCGUGGAUAUCGAGCAUCUCUACAAAUCUUGCAGGAUUGCUACCCUGAGAGGCUGGGCAAGUUGUAUAUUGUACAUGUUCCUUACAUAUUCAUGACAGCAUGGAAGAUGGUUUACCCUUUUAUUGACAAGAAAACCAAGAAGAAGAUAUGCUUUGUGGAGGACAAAAAGCUGAGAUCCACACUACUUAAUGACAUUGAUGAGAGCCAACUGCCUGAUGUAUAUGGAGGCAAGCUUUCACUAGUUCCAAUCCAAGACUGCUAAAUAAAUAACCAUCAACACAGUUGCAACGUAAACUGAUGCAAUCCCAAUCGCAAUCGCAAUCGCAAUCACUCACUAUCAAUCACUCACUCGUAACCCUUCUCUUUUUCUCUACCUUUCUUUUACUUUGUUUUCUAGUGCCUUAAGGUUUAAUAAAAGUAGUGUGUAAGCUUUGAAUUAACUCUAUUCUACUACAGAAGUUCUAUUUUAGAAAUCAUAUACUCUCCUAUCUAUUCUACUACUGAACUCUAAGAUUAGUUAUUCUUAUUGCGAUUUUAUGAAUAAUGGCUAUAGUUUAAUUUGGUUCCUAAAGUUUUCU